AUGCAUCCGAUGUACGUGGUCACGGCUGCCACCAAGUUGGACACUGCUAACUUGUGUGCAGCGUUAUCCAGCUCACGAAGAGAAGAGGCUGCCAGGCCGAAGAGUCGGGAUGCAAUACCCAUCCAUCAUUUGUUGAAUGCCCCUGAUGGGGAUGAUCUGGCUCCCCGGUUCCCGAUUCGAGACACACCUCCAGGCGGUGAAGGUGACGAGGACGAUGUGACGGUCAACGAUGCAGAGGACUCGUCCGAAGCUUCGCAUUGGAGCGAGGACUAUGAAUCCCACGACGUCUUUGCCGGUGCAAGUCUGGCCGAUUUGGACGGCGUAAAUUUUGACUCUUUCUUCGGAGGCUUCGAGAGCCUGACGUUUGGCUCGUAUCCCCUGAACGCCGAUAUACAACACAUUACUAGUGGGUCGGGUAUUGUGUCGGCUGCUGCCCUGACGCUGGAGCCUCGCGCCUAUGAGAUUAGACAGUUGUUGAUGAGCGCAGCCACCAAGUUUGCAAUCGAGUAUCCGGACAGUCCUCAGCUCGCGCACUUGGAGACAAACAUCGGACUCCUCACCCACGUCGAAAUAGACCACUGCCUCAAUCUAUUCUUCAACAACUACUACCGGCACUGUCCGAUCAUUCAUCGCCCGUCGUUUCAGCCAACGAUUGCCCCUAUACCCCUUGUGCUGGGCUGUGUCGCUCUCGGGGCCAUGUAUUCAGACCCGACGAAAGUCGCUUGGAUGAAGGGUCUUCUGGACCUUAUCGAGUCAUACAUCUUCUCGCUGCCAGAGGUAAGGGACGAGUUCUUUGGCACGCUAGGGGUUUUGGAAGCACCAGACGAGGAUGCCGUGGAAUAUCACUUUCAAUUAUUUCAAGGGGCCUAUCUUGUGGUCAUUGUCCAGUACUUCUCAGGCAAUCUCGCCGGUCGUAGAAGAGCCAGGAGGCAGAGGUUCCCUUCAAUGCUGAGUCUCGCUCGAUAUUUCGGCUUGCCAUCAGCGCAGCAUUCGAACGUUGUUGCAAUACCGGAUGACAUUGCUUUUCAGCGCUGGGUGCGGAUUGAGGCACGCAUUCGGACGAUGAAUGUGAUUCUCGCCCUCGAUUCGGCCAUGGGCAUUUUUAACAAUGUUCCCCCGCGCAUCAAUUACUGCGAAGUCGACCUCCAGCUGCCGUGUCAUCCCGAAUAUUUUGAGUUGUCAGGCUAUGCGGAGAUGUUGCAACAGGGUUCAUUUCCUCGUCCGCGGAUGAAGUUGAUCGAAGCUUUCCAGAAACUGUUCGUCCAUCCUAGCGAGCUCAAGGCGGCAUAUCAGAACGAGAACUUGUGUUGUUGGGAUAUGCUUUACCUAACCCACGUGUUGUACACCCACUGUUGGCAGCAUCUCUUCGGAAACCCGCUCAAUCGAAUAUCGGCCACUUCGCUGGCUGCGGAACCGCAUGUUGUAUACGAACCGAUGAAGAUUGCCCUGGCCAACUGGAAGACCCUGUGGGAUGAUGUCCGUGCCAAGCUGACUCGCGCCAACGUCAGCGAAAUGGGGUUUGAAACUUCAGCCGAUAGUUAUUGGACGCUUGUCAAGAUGAUUGUGUUGAGAUUCGAACACAAGAAAAGCGCCAGCAGCACCUCCAGUAGCAUAAACGGGGCACCUACAAACUCCUCGGGCGGGUUUGCCCACAGAGAGGGAGGAGCCAGUGACGAUGGGAUGAGCGAGUCGAGCAUGAACGGAAGGGCAGCAAGGGGUGUGAGUCCUCCCUUGGAUUUUAUGCCUCUUGAGGCAGACUGCGACAGCCAAGGUGCACACUUGAGGAAGAUUCUACAGAGUACGACGGUCUAUUACGAACUCGAUGCUCCGGCUAGACGAGGUAACGCUUCGGAAAACAUUGGGAUGGUCUUCACAGUGAGCGUCGGAGAGUGCCUUGGUCUCGGGGACAUCUUGGAAACUACCAGCCAACCUCAGUCUCGCCGAACUUCUGUGAUUGAUGCAGUUCCUCGAAGUCCGGUCGAAGGUGUCGUGAGAAACGUCAGAAACGUUGCGACAAGCGCGGUCAACGACCUAGAGGGUGAUCAACGUCCAACACAAGAGCUUGGUUCAGUUGACCUGGGCGCCGUGACUGUGUUUCUCUACCCUGUGCCAUGUGCUCCGCCAAAGCGCCAAAACACAACCUCUCGAAUGCUGCGAGAGCCGAGGGGAUUACCCUAUGGACAAUGUCUGGGCACCGGGCUUGGACGUGUUUAUUGUGCUGCGAAUGUACCUCUUCAUGUGACCCUAGGUGGCUCGACUAGUGGCAGAGUAGACGUGGGAAUAAGACCCCUGGAACAGAGAAAGAUCUCCACGGUCAGGAAAGCCAGCCUGAAGCGGCGUAUCGGGUUCCGGCACGAGGCUGGGUACGACACCACGGCAGUUCGCAUUCGCGCAAUUACCCUCGGAAUCCUGGCGCGGCCAAGGAGUGCUCGACAGCCGGCAUCAGCAUUGUUUUGUGUGGGAGAGUUUUCUGAGGACCGUCCAGCCCAUGGGGAAAAUACCCAUCCAUCCUUCUAUCCACACCCUCGGAUAGGGACCACCACCACCGGCGACCACCAGCAUCCACCAACUAGAUUGGGGAAAUGA
Molecule: messenger RNA, 2586 nt
Organism: Fonsecaea nubica
Lineage: Eukaryota; Fungi; Ascomycota; Eurotiomycetes; Chaetothyriales; Herpotrichiellaceae
Exons: 5
Coding region: 1-2586 (861 amino acids)
Biological process (GO): regulation of transcription by RNA polymerase II; DNA-templated transcription
Cellular component (GO): chromatin
Molecular function (GO): DNA-binding transcription factor activity, RNA polymerase II-specific; RNA polymerase II cis-regulatory region sequence-specific DNA binding; zinc ion binding
Source: RefSeq, a predicted model, not a curated record